Molecule: messenger RNA, 5020 nt
Organism: Xiphophorus maculatus (southern platyfish)
Lineage: Eukaryota; Metazoa; Chordata; Actinopteri; Cyprinodontiformes; Poeciliidae
Product: nuclear factor of activated T cells 1
Exons: 10
Coding region: 561-3362 (933 amino acids)
Biological process (GO): calcineurin-NFAT signaling cascade; regulation of transcription by RNA polymerase II; cytokine production
Cellular component (GO): transcription regulator complex
Molecular function (GO): DNA-binding transcription factor activity, RNA polymerase II-specific; transcription factor binding; RNA polymerase II cis-regulatory region sequence-specific DNA binding
Source: RefSeq, a predicted model, not a curated record
GAAUAAUGUAGACUGAUCAUUUUGUCGAUAUGGAAGACGUCGGUGUAACUUUCUCUCUCUCUCCCAAACGCUCAACGCCAUUCCCUCCACCUCCCCCGGAGGGUUCCCUGGGUGGAAGACAUCAUCAGGCGCUCCAGGAGGUUGCAGAAAGCCGGCCGCGUCAUCCUGUGGAAUGGGCGGCGCGCGGACGGAGGGUGUUUUCCAGCUUUAAAAGCACCGGAGCCGGCUCCUCUGACAAACCGAGCUGCGUCAUCCCAACUGUGGAGACUUCUCAAAGAACCUUCACCGCUCAGAAGCGAUCCGAAACCCACCUCAACCCGGUUCCAAACGCUGCCACUCGUCCUCCCCCCCUCUCUCUUCCUUCCCCUCUCCGAUACGACGUACUCCUCUCGCUCGUGCUCAGAAGAACAGUUCACGCUCCCGUUUUAAAGAUUCCGAAAGCGAGUUAUGCCUUACGGCGUGUGACGCAACGCAGCGCUGCCGCUCUUGACUAGUACCGUCGGCGAAGACGUUGGUGCACGUUGAGCGCAGCCGGACGAAAGUUGCGCGUCGCUUGUUGAAUGCAGGAUACCUCCAGCCUGAGCGUCAAAGCCAAGUUCAACUUCGGAGCAGCAGCAGGAGCAGCAGCCGGACAGGAGCGGGGACUCCAGCGUCUCAAAUCUACCGCCGCCGCCGAUAUGAAGUCUGCAGAGGAAGAUGCAUACAACUACACACCAAACGUGAGUCUUCCAAUUGGCAUGGGCAACCCAUGCCUGUCUACGCAGUACCACACCUUGCAGUCCAGUCCUGUCAUCCCAGUCUCCUCUUGCCACCAGACUGGCUACAGUGUCCAAAAUGACAACCAUGCCGCGUCAAGUUACUACUUGCCUCAAGCCUUGAGACCCAACGGUGCUCCGGCUCUGGAAAGCCCUCGUAUAGAGAUCACCGCCUAUAGCCAAUACCCGGAGGAUGAAGUAGAAGCCAGCGGCAGAGAAGAUCACAUCAUCAAACGAGGCGUCAACUCCAUUGUCACACUGACGCUGCCGAAUGUGGAUGGGUACCGUGAUCCAAGCUGUCUAAGCCCCGCGAGCAGCAUAUCCUCUCGCAGCUGUAACUCAGAGGCCUCGUCCUACGAAUCCGGCUUUUACAACUACGACAAUUCCCCGCAGAACUCUCCCUGGCAGUCACCCAGCGUUUCGCCCAGAGGGUCAUCCUCACUUCUGUCUUGUCCACAUGCCAUCGGUCCCGCAGCCUCUCCUCAUCAUUCGCCCUCCAACUCCCCCCAAAUUGGCGCAAUGGCAGAGGAGGGAUGGCCAGCGCAGCCACGUGGGUCCCGGCCGAAUUCCCCCUCCUGCAGUGGAGUUGGCGGAGGCAACAGCGGUGGCAUAGGCAAGAGAAAAUACAGUUUCAGCGGCUCCUCUUACCAGCAGACAUCAUGCUCACCCAAUCAAUCACCCACCCCUUCUUCACAUGGUUCCCCGAGGGUCAGCGUCACAGAUGAGAACUGGCUUACCAACACCAACCAGUACACCAACCUUGCCAUUGUAGCGGCUAUUAAUGCUCUCACCACAGAUGGAAUGGCUGACAUGGGGGAAGGAAUUCCAAUCAAGACACGGAAGACCAUGCUGGAUCUCUCACCAUCCAUGAGUCUGAAGGUGGAACCCGGAGGUGAGGACCUGGGUCCAGAAGGGGAGCUUCGACAUGACGAGUACCCUUCCCGCCUUAGCCUCAAGAAAGAGAAUUACUGUGGAGGGUUUCUGGAUGUACCACAGCAUCCAUACUCCUGGUCUAAACCCAAGCCUUACCUCAGCCCCUCACUGCCGGCUCUUGACUGGCAGCUGCCGUCCUGCUCCGGUCCGUACAGCCUGCAGAUUGAGGUGCAGCCAAAGUCCCACCACAGGGCCCAUUAUGAGACGGAGGGAAGCCGAGGAGCCGUGAAGGCGCUGUCUGGGGGACACCCUGUGGUUCAGCUUUAUGGCUACAUGGAAAGCGAGCCGCUCACCCUGCAGCUUUUCAUCGGGACCGCAGACGAUCGCCUCCUGCGACCGCAUGCCUUCUACCAGGUCCACCGGAUCACCGGCAAAACCGUCUCCACUGCCAGCCACGAAGUCAUGCAAUCCAACACCAAGAUGCUGGAGAUCCCUCUGCUGCCAGAAAACAACAUGAGAGCCAUAAUCGACUGCGCAGGAAUCCUGAAGCUGCGCAAUUCCGACAUCGAACUGCGCAAAGGGGAGACGGACAUCGGUCGGAAAAACACCCGCGUGCGAUUGGUGUUUCGUGUGCACAUCAACCAGCCCAACGGCAGGACGGUGUCCCUACAAGUUGCAUCAAACCCCAUUGAAUGCUCUCAGCGCUCAGCUCAGGAGCUUCCCUUGGUGGAGAAGCAGAGCGUGGAGAGCUAUCCCACCACCGGAGGCAAAAUGAUGCUCCUCGGCGGCCUCAACUUCCUCCCCGAGUCCAAGGUGGUGUUCGUGGAGAAGGCACAGGACGGCCAUCAUCUGUGGGAGACAGAAGCCAAGGUUGACAAGGACUCUGUCAAAACUAAUACUCUCGUUGUGGAGAUCCCACCCUACAGGAACCAGAGAAUAUCCAGUCCUGUGCAAGUCAACUUCUACGUCUGCAACGGCAAGAGGAAGAGGAGCCAGUACCAGCGCUUCACCUACGUGCCUGCAAACGUACCAAUAAUAAAAACCGAGCCCACUGAUGAGUAUGAUUCUCUUGGGAGUGUCGGGCUGUCUAUGCAUUCAAAGCCCUACUACGGCCAGCCCAGGCUGACGUCCAUCAUGCCUGUUGCUGAACCUGACCCCUGCCUGGUUGGUGGCUACCCUCCUUGCCCGCCCCGCCAUGCUGCCAUGCCACCGUCGUCUCCCAGCUCAAGCCCCACCCUGCACGAUCUGUCCCCUGUUGCAUACAACAAAUGCCUCCCCAACAGCCCAACUCGUGCCACACCACCAGGCACCGUAGCGCCCCCCAUUCAGGAGACCCCUUGCUGUCCAAGCCUUCCGUACCCGACAUCGCCAGAUCACAACUCUUCCCUAGUGGUGCUCCACUCCCAGGGCAGCCCGGGCUCCCUUGGUUACCAGCAUUCCGUCUAUGCCAACAGCAGUUCCUCGUCCUCCCCAGUGUCUCACCCUUCCACUCCUGGCGGGCCAGCGGAGACACCAUUUUUUCAAGCGUACAGCCCCAGCCAGGCAGAGGCUUCAGGCAGCUCAGCCCAGGCUGCAGGAAGUCCGCCCAGUCUGCUAGCUGAAGACGCCACUCCGCCUUCAAUGGACAUUACCAUCAAGCAAGAGCCCCAGGAACUGGAUCAGAUGUAUCUCGAUGAUGUGAACGAGAUCAUCAGGAACGACCUCUCCAGCAUUUCUGUGCACACUCACGCGUAGACGUCCAGAUGUCUUCUGCUGCAGCACAGCUCCGCGCACACACACACACACACACACACACACACACACACACACCCCUGCAGCAACAUCAGCCGAGGGAUGACACACACAGACACCCCCGCGCGCGGAUACACACGUGAAAAAGAAAGCCAGAGGUCCAGAAAAAUGAAGAAAAGAAGCUUUGACGAAGAUCUCCUGCCUGGGUGUUUAAAGUCAGAAAGCGGCUGCAGACUCAAACCGACAAUCACCGGCAAGCUCUGUUUGAAUAAACAAGGUGAAUGUCGUGUCGAAGAAGAAGAAAAAAAAAAUGAAAAAAAAAAAAAUAAGGGAAGUGAUAUCAGGGGCAAAGUAUGUGACUACACUUGCCUUAAUUCACAGCAGAUGUUCUAUUAGUGGACCAAGCAGUUCAAGAAGACUGAAUUGCUCCUCUUAAAAUGACAAUCUUCAUCUCAAGUUGGCGUUAACAGGAUAGCUGGGCGGUGUCGGGCCUCGUUACUUUGACUCAUUCAUCAACAACCAAACUGGUGCCUUACAGCAGUCCUACUGUCCAAACAGCAGCAGUCAUGUGCAGAUGGUUCACCGAAGCCCAAAGCAGAAGUUUUUAUGUCAUAUAUAUAUAUAUAUAUAUAUCAUUUCAAUGAUUUGUUUACAGAGGAACAGAGCAAAAUGUUCUAAAACACGUCAGGCGUAUGUGAAUACAUGGUAAUCGCUUUUUACCUGCUUUCCUGUUAUUAUUAUUAUUCCUAUUAUCUUCUUUUUCAUGUAUGCUGAAUGUUAUGUAUUAUAAUUCUUUUGUAUAAACAAAUCUGGUAAAAAAAAAAAAAAAAAGAAACAACUAACUAAAAUGUAUGCCUUAUGCUUGUAUCAUGAACAUUUCCCACUUUUUUUUUAAUCUUCAGUUUCUCAUUUUGCUUUUCACCUUAGUGCCUUUAUGUUUUUCAAACGCAACGUUUCUCCGUCUUCCAGCCCUCGUCCCAGAUCACGUCACACCGAUGCAAAGACAAUCAGAGAAUACGAAGUGCAAAUCUUUAACGACAAAAGUUCCCAAUUAGCAGGAGCUUAUAAGUAGGAGUUGACCUUUUUUCGAGCAACGAGUUAGCUGAACAACGGUAUGCGUACCUGCUGAAAUUAGAAGACUUCUUGCGCUGCAGGCGUGCCUGUAAAUAGACAAAGGGAUGUUGUUUUUAUAUUGUGUUAAGUGAACCACAAGCUCAGUUCUGUUCAUGGUUUUAGAGAGGAGUUGGCUGGACUGUUACUUAUUUUAGAAGGUGGCAAUAAUUGAUCUUUGUCAACCAAAGGAUUUUAUCUUUGGUGAAGUUAUUGUCCAAAUUCUUUUUUUUUUUUUUAUCUGUAUGAUUCUCGUACAUCAAAUAUUAUGCACUUUACAGCAGACUUUCUUCCCUUCAGACCAAAUAUUUUCGAGUGAUUCCCUCUGCUGUGUCACAUAUCAACUCUCGUCUGUAGCCUCCCCUCACGUUAUCCGUCUUACGGCGCAUGCACUCCAUAAUGUUGCUGGGAAUCAUUUAGCUGACCGUAGCUUCCUGAAUAGCUUUCCCUACACAUUUGUGGACAUACUCUGUAUUAGCAUGACUAAACUGUAAGGAUAAGGUUUCUAUUUUGUGCCUUACGCUCUUCCAUGGCUUUAAAAAAAAAAAAAA